Molecule: messenger RNA, 1582 nt
Organism: Manduca sexta (tobacco hornworm)
Lineage: Eukaryota; Metazoa; Arthropoda; Insecta; Lepidoptera; Sphingidae
Gene: Idgf
Product: chitinase-like protein EN03
Biological process (GO): carbohydrate metabolic process; chitin catabolic process
Cellular component (GO): extracellular region
Molecular function (GO): chitin binding
Source: RefSeq, a predicted model, not a curated record
UUGCAGCUCAACUCUCAUUCGCCACACAAACUUCGUGGGGAUCAGUCAAGCUAAUUUUAUAAUAAUGAAGAUUUUGAUCGCUUUGGCCGGCGUCCUCGCCGUGGCCGUGGCUACUCCAGCCUCGGUUCCGAGAAAGGUGCUCUGCUACUAUGACAGCAAGAGUUACGUCAGAGAAUCUCAAGCUCGCAUGCUGCCGAUGGACUUGGACCCUGCGCUGUCGUUCUGCACCCAUCUCUUGUACGGAUAUGCUGGCAUCCAGCCCGAUACGUACAAGAUGGUGCCUCUCAACGAGAACCUGGAUGUAGACCGCGCCCACGCAAACUACCGCGCCAUCACCAACUUCAAGACCAAGUAUCCUGGACUCAAAGUUCUUCUGUCUGUCGGAGGUGACGCCGACACCGAAGAGGCGCAGAAGUAUAACCUUCUUUUGGAAUCGCCGCAAGCUCGUACCGCUUUCGUGAACUCUGGCGUCCUCCUCGCCGAACAACAUGGAUUUGACGGCAUCGACCUCGCUUGGCAGUUCCCAAGGAUUAAGCCCAAGAAGGUCCGCUCCACUUGGGGAUCUAUCUGGCACGGUAUCAAGAAGACCUUCGGCACAACGCCCGUUGAUGACAAGGAGGCCGAGCACCGUGAAGGAUUUACCGCUCUCGUCCGCGAAUUGAAACAAGCGCUCAAUGUUAAGCCCAACAUGCAGUUAGCUGUUACUGUUCUACCAAACGUGAAUGCUUCUAUCUACUACGACGUGCCGGCCAUUAUCAACCUUGUUGAUAUUGUAAACAUCGAGGCUUACGACUACUUCACUCCUGAACGUAACCCCAAAGAGGCGGACUACGUGUCACCCAUCUACACUCCGCAGAAUCGCAACCCGCUGCAGAAUGUUGAUGCCGCUAUCAACUACUGGUUGCAGAGCAAUGCCCCAAGCAACAAACUCGUCCUUGGCAUUGCAUCUUACAGUCGCACAUGGAAGCUAGAUUCUGAGAGUGAAAUCUCAGGAGUUCCCCCAUUGCACACCGAUGGCGCUGGCGAAGCUGGUCCUUACACAAAGAUCGAAGGUCUCCUGAGCUACCCUGAAGUCUGCGCGAAGCUUAUCAACCCCAACCACCAGAAGGGAAUGCGUCCCCAUCUUAGGAAGGUCACCGACCCCAGCAAACGAUUUGAAAAGGGCUUAACGAAGGAGGAUGAUCUUACGCCUGUUUUUGGCACAUACGCCUUCAGACUCCCCGACGACAGCGGCGAAGGCGGUAUGUGGGUGUCUUACGAAGACCCCGACACCGCGGGACAGAAAGCAUCAUACGUCACAUCAAAGAACCUCGGCGGUAUUUCAAUCAAUGACCUCUCCAUGGACGAUUUCCGUGGUCUCUGCACCGGUGACAAGUACCCCAUCCUGAGGGCUGCCAAAUACCGUCUCUAAAUACUAUUAUUUAUAGAUAUAGUUAUCACUUAUCUCGUAGAUUGUAUAAUUACUCCUAUGUCCAAUGGGAACCAUUAGUAAGGUUACUUGUUUACAAUUUUGAAUUAUAAAGAAGUUAUUUAAACGAUUAAUUCUGAUGCAAUAGAACAUUAAACAAUUUAUACUAAAAUA